Molecule: messenger RNA, 852 nt
Organism: Aspergillus bombycis
Lineage: Eukaryota; Fungi; Ascomycota; Eurotiomycetes; Eurotiales; Aspergillaceae
Product: putative thiol methyltransferase
Exons: 1
Coding region: 1-852 (283 amino acids)
Molecular function (GO): S-adenosylmethionine-dependent methyltransferase activity
Source: RefSeq, a predicted model, not a curated record
AUGACUGGCCAAACCAACAUCGAUCCGAAGGACAUCCAAGCCCAUCUGUCCAAUUACAAGGGCGACAAGUACGUCGAAGGCUGGGCUACACUAUGGGAUCAAGGUGACAGCCUGCCCUGGGACAAAGGCUUUCCAAAUCCGGCGUUGGAAGAUGCCCUGGCCCAGCGACGUGCAAUCAUCAGCGAGCCCAUUGCCUGGGAUGCACAGGGCCGGCUAUACAGACGGAAGGCCCUGGUGCCAGGCUGUGGCCGGGGAGUCGAUGUGCUGCUGCUGGCUAGCUUCGGAUACGAUGCCUACGGGCUUGAGUAUAGCGCCACUGCUGUCGACGCCUGCAAGAAGGAGGCAGAGGAGCAUCAUACUCAGUAUCCGGUGCAAGACCAGACAAUUGGUCGCGGCAAGGUCACCUUUGUUCAGGGUGAUUUCUUCGAUGAUGCCUGGCUGCAGAAAAUUGAGGGGUCUGCGAAUGGGUUCGACCUUGUCUAUGACUACACGUUCUUCUGCGCUUUAAGGCCGGCACUUCGCCCCAAGUGGGCUCUCCGACACACCCAAUUGCUAGCUCCCUCGCCAAUAGGAAAAUUGAUUUGCCUGGAGUUUCCUCUUCAUAAAGACCCUCAGGCCCCGGGGCCGCCAUACCCCUUGUCUUCGGAGGUGUACAUGGCGCACCUUAGUCAUCCAGGGGAAGAGAUCCCGUAUGAUGACAAUGGUCGUGUCCAGUUCAACCCUCUACAGGAACCGAGCGAAGCUGGACUUAAGAGAGUGGCGUACUGGCAGCCAGAGCGAACGCACAAAGUUGGCCAGGAUGAGGAUGGUGUAAUUCAUGACAGAGUUUCUAUUUGGAGUCGACGUUCUUAG